Spea bombifrons (plains spadefoot toad) is the source of this 2503-nucleotide messenger RNA. It is a transcript of the gene GNAS, whose product is annotated as GNAS complex locus. The record is from RefSeq and is a predicted model, not a curated record. Gene Ontology annotation, molecular function: GTPase activity; beta-2 adrenergic receptor binding; insulin-like growth factor receptor binding. The transcript is spliced from 12 exons. Gene Ontology annotation, biological process: adenylate cyclase-activating dopamine receptor signaling pathway; sensory perception of chemical stimulus. Lineage: Eukaryota; Metazoa; Chordata; Amphibia; Anura; Pelobatidae. The coding region runs from base 1178 to 2359 and encodes 393 amino acids. Gene Ontology annotation, cellular component: heterotrimeric G-protein complex.
ACAGAGCAAAAAUACUGCAUGAGAGCCAGGGCACACACCCAGCACCCUGCUGCACCCCUGGGACCGGGGCACCCCGCAUCCCCCGCUCAGUAGCCCGGGGAACACCACUGCCCCUUCUAGGCGGGGAGACGAGCCAUCCGCAGAGGGAGAGGCCUGGGCCGCGGCGAAAUCGUCUCUCCGGAGCAAUCAGGCGCCCCGAAUACCGGGACAAUCGCCCCAAUACCCGAGCGUUGUCACCGGCCACUACCGGGAGCGCGCACAGGAGCACGGCACCUGGAUCUCGGGGUACAGUCCGUGCCGUAACUCGGGGACCCCUCCUCCACCUCAUUAGAUUACCGGGGUCCCGCCCCCCGUCUUAAAUCCGGGUUCGCACUUUUUAAGGGGUACCAUCGCUGCACGGUAACCCGUCGGGUACCGGGCUCUCCGGUGCACCCCGCUAUUUAGCUGUCGUUGAGCCGGCGGGUUAUAGGGGACCCUCCCUCCAUAUUUUUGGCGUAGUCCCUAUUGAUCGGCUUGGCCGUGCCGGAGACGGGGACCCCCAGCACCCCGAGCCAGUCCCCCGGUAUAGCAGGCAUGCCCCCCACCUCCUCCUCCUCCCUGUGAGCAGACGGAGAAGGAGGAGGACUCACAGGGCGACCAUUUUAAGACAGGAAGCGGCAGAGAGGGGGAGGCACCCUGACAUAUACAUUAAUAUUUAUCCUACUCGCCGAUAUUGGGGGGUCGGAGGCAAAUGGUGCUCGGGGGGUGACUCCAGCCUGCUGUACUUCCCGAGGGAGGGGCCUGUGACCCCUACAUCGCGGGGAUCUCCCCCACCCCCCUGCAUUAAUGAGCCCCAAUUAAAGCCCCUGGGGCUAAUGAGCGCUCUAUUGGCCCCCUGAUUUACCCCCCCGACACUUCUUCCCCCUCUAAUCCGAAUUCGCUCGGGGACGGGCCCGUCGGACUAUCUCAUACCCGGGCUUCUCGCGUGUUUUUAGCCGAGUUUUAGCGUGGGUUUUUUUUUUUUCUCGCCCCGGUGUGUCAGACAGAAGGGAGGGCCGCGGCCUUGUUGUUUGUUUUGCAUCCUCCGUCGUUCCCGGUAUUUCCUGAACACGCCUGCCGGCUUUUGGAGUGAGCAGAGCGGCAGGUGUCGGGCGAGAUUGGUCGGUCUGGUUUCGGGGAGUCUCGCUAGACGGACAGGAUGGGGUGCCUUGGGAACAGUAAGACCGAGGACCAGCGCAAUGAGGAGAAGGCCCAGCGGGAGGCCAACAAGAAGAUCGAGAAGCAGCUGCAGAAGGACAAGCAGGUGUACCGGGCCACGCAUCGACUACUUCUGCUAGGUGCGGGAGAGUCUGGAAAAAGCACAAUCGUGAAACAGAUGAGGAUUCUUCAUGUGAAUGGAUUUAAUGCCGAGGAAAAGAAAAUAAAAGUGCAAGAUAUAAAAAACAACAUUAAAGAAGCUAUAGAGACCAUAAUCACAGCCAUGGGAAACCUGGUUCCCCCCGUGGAGCUGGCGAAUCCGGAUAAUCAGUUCCGAAUCGAUUACAUCCUAAACCUCCCCAGUCACAAGGACUUUGACUUCUCCCCGAGUUGCGUUAACGUGCGACCCUCUGCUCAACGUUUUCUCCAGGAGUUCUACGAGCACACGAAGACCCUCUGGCAAGACGAAGGAGUGCGGGCGUGCUACGAGCGCUCCAACGAGUACCAGCUGAUCGACUGCGCGCAGUACUUUCUAGACAAAAUUGACAUUGUGCAGCAGAACGAUUACACUCCAAGCGAUCAGGACUUGCUGCGAUGCAGGGUACUGACAUCAGGAAUAUUUGAAACAAAGUUUCAGGUGGACAAAGUCAACUUUCAUAUGUUUGAUGUUGGAGGCCAACGUGAUGAGCGUCGAAAAUGGAUCCAGUGCUUCAACGAUGUCACCGCGAUUAUAUUUGUGGUCGCCAGCAGCAGUUAUAACAUGGUGAUUCGAGAGGACAAUCAGACCAACAGACUCCAAGAAGCAUUAAACCUGUUCAAGAGCAUCUGGAACAACAGGUGGCUACGGACCAUUUCAGUCAUUCUCUUCCUGAAUAAACAAGACCUGCUGGCCGAGAAGGUUUUGGCCGGGAAAUCCAAAAUCGAAGACUACUUUCCCGAGUUUGCGCGUUAUACCACCCCGGACGAUGCCACACCGGAGCCCGGAGAGGAUCCAAGGGUUACGAGGGCCAAGUAUUUUAUUAGGGAUGAAUUUCUUAGAAUCAGCACAGCGAGUGGGGAUGGAAGACACUAUUGCUACCCACACUUCACAUGCGCAGUGGAUACAGAAAACAUCCGAAGGGUUUUUAAUGAUUGUCGGGACAUUAUCCAAAGGAUGCACCUGCGUCAGUACGAGCUCUUGUGAUGGAGAGCUUGAAGUUUAUUAUUAUUAUUUUUUUUUCUCCUCUCUCUCUAUCUUGUGUUCUGGACUCCAAAUUCCUAUAAAAAAGAGACACAACUACAAAAAAAAAUGAAUUCUGAUUUAAAAAAAAAAAUAAAUAAAAAAAAA